AUGCCGUUCUCCUUCGCCGACAUCUGCACGCUCUUUGCGCGUCUAGAGUGUAUCGAGCAGCAUGAUCCUCCGCUCCUCCCAGGUCCCAAAAAGUCUCAGGCUCACGAGACAACAGCAGCAUGGUUCCGUUCUCACCGUCGGGCGAUUCGCAAUCUCAGUACUUCAAGUGCGACGGCUUUACUCUCUGCACUUUUGCCAGAAUGGCGAACAGAUCGAGUGUACAACUUGCAAAGCAUUCGUCUGGCGCGUCGAGUCGCGCGCGCUCUGAGACUAGGCUCGGAUCGGCUGAGGAUGCUAGAGGCGUAUAGGGUUCCAGGGAGAGGUGAUCUCGGAGAGUGUCUAGAGCGUACAAUGCACGCCGGAGGGCCUUCGGCGAGACCAGGCGUGGAGUUGGAGGAAGUUGAUUCAUUUCUGCAGCAGCUGGCCGGGCAGUCCGUGUUUUCAGAUCCUUCAGUCCCACGUUCAUCGUCCUUAGAAGAUGAUGGCUUGGUAGAGCUGCUAUGGAGGUUGCAGCCCCUUGAGGCAAAGUGGUUCGUGCGAAUUAUUCUAAAAGACUUGAAGACAAUCUCGAUCGAUGAGGACGCGAUAUUCCAGGGUUUCCAUUUUUUACUUCGAGACCUGCUCAACUUUCAGCGAAACCUUGGAGCUGCAGUCAAUCUGCUGAAAACCGAAUUUCGAGAAUAUCCAGAAUGUCCUGAUCCGGCUUCGGCGAGGUUAUUUCGAAGAAGUGCAGCGGAAAAGCUGGCGCCUGUCGUCGGAAUCAAGGUUAGCAGACCGAACUUCGUCAAGGCCCGCGGGAUUGAUCACUGCCUGUCAAUUAUUGGCUCGAAGAAGUGGGUAGCGGAACGAACAUAUGACGGCGAAUACUGCGAGGUGCACAUUGACCUCCAGAAUUACACUCGAGCAGAACCAACGUCUUGUAUUAAGAUAUUCUCAAAAAGUGGCAAGGACUCCACGGCCGACAGGAUUGGACUACAUCAAACUAUCAUGGAUACGCUCAGUAUUGGAAAGCCAAACUGUUAUUUCAAGCGUCGCGCAAUCAUCCUGGGAGAGAUGGUAGUGUUCUCGGAUUCUCAAAAUUGCAUUCUACCAUUCGAGAGGAUUCGCAAUCAUGUCAGCCGCUCGGGCCGAUACAUUGGCAAUCAGGCCGACUCGCCACCAUCGCAGGAUGAUCGUCUGGCUAUCGUUCUUUUUGACUUACUACUCUUGGACGACGAAGUUGUGAUGAAACGGCCAGUCGAUGAGCGACGCAGACGGCUUCGAGAAGUAUGUCGUGCAAUACCUGGCAGGGCUCUACGCGCAGAGUGGACGAUCAUUGAUUUCAAUGAGAGCGAAAAAGCUAAACGCCGUCUAAUUGAGCAAUUUGCCAUGUCUAUCACACGGCGCCACGAAGGUCUCGUAUUGAAGCCUUGCGACGGACCUUAUAUUACUUUAUCGGCGCAUCACCACCAUGGCUACAUUAAGCUCAAGAAGGAUUUGAUGGGCAUGGGCGACGAGGCAGAUUUUGCUGUCAUUGGAGCUUCAUAUAAUGCUCAACUAGCAGCUGCAAGUCCCGUCAAGGAUCUCACAUACACCACAUUCCACCUUGGCUGUCUCGUGAAUAAGAGCGACGUGAGACGAUUCCAGGCCCGCCCGAAGUAUCAACGCAUGGGUUCGAUCAGCUGCGACGGGCAUUGCGUUCCGCAGGACGUCCUCGAAACGUGCAAUACACUCGGUCGAUUCUCCGCAGCACCUUUCAACCUCGACGAUCCUGAGCGCAGCUUCGAUCUGACCUCACCCCAUACGAACCCGGUGAUGGAUGUAGUCUUCAGCACACCGUUCAUCUUCGAAGUCGUCGGCUCUAAAUUCGCCAAACCGCCCGGGAGCAAUUUCUUCAUGCUGAUAUUCCCACGCGUGACCAAAUUGCAUCGGGAUCGCACCAUACUCGAUUGCCCGUCAUUCCAAGAACUGCAAGAGCAAGCGGAGACUUCAUGCGCUGUGCCUGAAGCGGAGUCACAAGAGACCCGCGAGUGG
This is a messenger RNA of Dissoconium aciculare CBS 342.82, 2013 nucleotides long. Its product is annotated as DNA ligase/mRNA capping enzyme. Gene Ontology annotation, molecular function: DNA ligase (ATP) activity; ATP binding; DNA binding. The transcript has a single exon. Gene Ontology annotation, biological process: DNA recombination; nucleotide-excision repair, DNA gap filling; double-strand break repair via nonhomologous end joining. The annotation marks the transcript as partial. Gene Ontology annotation, cellular component: DNA ligase IV complex. Lineage: Eukaryota; Fungi; Ascomycota; Dothideomycetes; Mycosphaerellales; Dissoconiaceae. The record is from RefSeq and is a predicted model, not a curated record.